Messenger RNA from Microthlaspi erraticum, 2481 nucleotides. Lineage: Eukaryota; Viridiplantae; Streptophyta; Magnoliopsida; Brassicales; Brassicaceae. The record is from the annotation of a GenBank genome assembly.
AUGGUAAGUCCUCUCUCAAACCAGAACUUGAUAUCGGAGAUCAAUAAUGAGCAGCAGGCAGCCUAUAGAGCUGAGGAGAGCUUCUGGAAGCAGAGAAGUAGGCAGUUGUGGCUAGCCCUAGGCGACAAGAAUACAGAGUAUUUCCAUGCGGCUGCAAAGGGGAGGAAAACAAUAAAUAAGUUCUCAGUCAUUGUGGAUGAGGAGAAUAAUGUUGUGUAUGAAGAGGAGAAAAUAACGAAAGUCAUCACGGAUUUCUACACAGACCUCUUUACAUCUCAAGAGGGAGAGUGCCAUGAAACGGUCUGGAAAGCCUUGGAACCACGUAUAACAGAGGAGAUGAACGAGAAACUUACACAGACACCGACAGCAGAGGAAGUCAGAGAAGCUUGCUUCUCAAUCCACCCAGGGAAAGCCCCAGGACCGGAUGGGUUCUCGGCGUGUUUCUUCCAAUCGAAUUGGAGUGUAGUAAAGGAAAAGGUCACGGCGGAGAUACAAGAGUUCUUCACAUCAAGAACCCUGCCCUUGCACAUCAAUGCUACGCAUGUGAGACUCAUACCGAAGAUCACUAGUCCAAAAAGGGUGGCAGACUACAGACCAAUAGCGUUAUGCAAUGUCUACUUCAAAAUUAUCUCGAAGAUACUUACACUAAGGCUUCAACCGGUGCUAAAUGAGAUCGUGACGGAGAACCAGUCGGCGUUUGUCCCACAGAGAGCAAUCUCAGAUAAUGUUCUCAUCACACACGAGACGCUACUCUACCUGAAAACGUCAAAAGCAAAGGUUAGAUGCUAUAUGGCGGUGAAGACCGAUAUGAGCAAAGCGUAUGAUCGAAUAGAGUGGAACUUUGUAAAAAAGAUCAUGGAAAGGCUAGGCUUCAGUACUAAAUGGAUCCAAUGGAUCAUGCAAUGCCUCACUACAGUUACCUACUGUUACCUGAUAAAUGGCUCAGCACAAGGACAUGUGACACCAAGUCGAGGAUUGAGACAAGGAGACCCACUCUCACCCUACGUUUUCAUACUCUGUAGUGAGGUGUUGUCAGGCUUAUGCAACAAAGCUCAACAAGAAGGGACGUUACCGGGAAUUAGAGUUGCAACGCGAAGCCCGAGGGUAAAUCAUCUUCUUUUUGCGGAUGAUACAAUGUUCUUCUGUAGAUCAGACACCAAGAGUUGCAUCGAGCUCAUGAAGAUUAUACACAAGUAUGAAGCAGCCUCUGGCCAAAAGAUAAACAAAGCCAAAUCAGCAAUCACCUUCUCCUCAAAGACAAACAAUACGGUGAAAAGGGACGCAAAAGCUAUACUCGGGAUUCAGAAAGAAGGAGGUCUAGGGAAAUAUCUCGGUUUACUUGAACACUUUGGCAGGAAGAAGAAAGAUUUGGUCAGCCUGAUUGUCGAUAGAAUUAGACAAAAAGCUCACAGUUGGACGUCGCGACAGCUCUCACAAGCGGGAAGGCUUAUCAUGCUCAAGUCGGUGCUUGCAGCUAUGCCCACGUACACCAUGACAUGCUUCAAACUGCCUGCAUCAAUGUACAAACGCAUACAAUCGGCUUUGACGAGAUUCUGGUGGGAUGGAAAUGAAGAAAACAAGAAGAUGUGUUGGAUCUCGUGGACAAAAAUGGUGAAAUCAAAACGUGAUGGAGGGUUAGGGUUCAGAGACUUACAACACUUUAACGACGCCCUACUCGCCAAACUGAGCUGGCGGAUCCUCACCAAGCCCUCAUGUCUGUUGGCACGAGUACUCCUCAACAAAUACUGUCAUGAGACGGACUUCUUGGAGUGUGAGGUAUCAUCAACGGCCUCGCAUGGAUGGAGAGGCUUAUGUAUAGGCAGAGAUGUGCUAAAAGCAAACCUGGGUAAAGCCAUAGGUGACGGAGAAUCAAGAAGCUUCUGGAGAGAACCGUGGCUAUCGCUUGACCAACAAUGCAGACCUCUAGGACCACCGACCGAAAGUACACAGGACCUCUCCGUAGCAAGCCUGAUAGAACCUGAAACGGGAGAGUGCGAUAAGGAGAAAAUCAGACAAAUCUUGCCAGUACAUGAAGCCCAGAUCCUAGAGCUACAUCCAAGCAAAAGGGGAGGGAUAGAUAAGAUCAUUUGGGUUCACACGGAGGAUGGAACCUACACAGCUAAAUCAGGAUACUAUGAAAGACUAAAGGCGGAGGAUGAGCUAAAUAUGAUGGAACCUCAACCAGAACCGGAGGGACACCAAGACCAUCUACUGACAAACCUCAAGUGGAAUGAGGAGAUUUGGAAAGUACACACAGGCCAGAAGCCAAAAAAAUUUAUGUGGAAAGCUAUGAGGGAGGCCUUAGCGGUUGGAGAAAACCUGAGAAGCAGAAACAUCAACACCACCGCCAGAUGCCCGCAUUGCGGAGAAGAGGAGACAACGGCACACCUCCUUUUCCGAUGCGAUUUUGCUCAACAAGACUUGUUCCCUGCACUCAAAUCUUUGAAUCACAAAACAUUCAAACCACAGGGAAUGGACUAG